This is a messenger RNA of Penicillium verrucosum, 1332 nucleotides long. Its product is annotated as FAD-dependent oxidoreductase. The transcript has 2 exons. The record is from RefSeq and is a predicted model, not a curated record. Gene Ontology annotation, molecular function: FAD binding. Lineage: Eukaryota; Fungi; Ascomycota; Eurotiomycetes; Eurotiales; Aspergillaceae. The coding region runs from base 1 to 1332 and encodes 443 amino acids.
AUGGUAUCUGAAUCAUUUAAAGUCAUUGUCGUCGGCGGUGGCCCAGUGGGUCUAACCGCCGCCCACGCCCUUCAUCACGCAGGCAUUGACUUUAUAAUCCUUGAAUCCAGGAGCUCUACGGUUCUAGAUCAAGGUGCCAGCCUUGUUUUAUCUUCGCCGAGUCUCAGAAUCAUGCAUCAGUUGGGAGUUCUGGAACGACUGUUGAAGAUAGGAGGAGAGCUUCAGCACACCCAGUCUAUGACACGAGAUGCAUAUCAAUUUGCUAGCUCUCAAGAAAUCUUUCAAGUCUUAGAAAAGAAUCACGGAACUGCGCCAGUCGCAUUUCAUCGCGCCCAACUCAUUGAAGCUCUGUUCGAGAGCUUGCCCGCAGUGGCGAAGGAUCGUUACCUUCUGAAUAAGAAGGUAGAUUCUAUUGAAUCCGAUGAGACUGGAGUGCGUGUCACUUGCACCGAUGGAAGCACUUACGACGGAUCUAUUGUCAUUGGGGCAGAUGGCGUACACAGCAAAUCUCGUCGGAUAAUGCGCGAACAAGCCCUGGAAGACUCUCAGCGUGAUUGGGAUGCGGCCGUCCCCUUCCCGGCUCUCUACAAAUGCAUGCGGUGCAGCUUCCCUCGGGUCGGCGACUGUGGACAAUCUACUGAUACACAGUCCCAGAAUAUGUCAACCAUGUUCCUAGCCGGCCGGGAGCUGGGGUGGAUCUUUCUUUACGAGAGACUGUCUGAGCCGACGACGUCGCGCGUGGACUAUUCCGAGGAAGAUAGACAAGCCUUUGCAGCUAAAUUUGCUGAUUUUCCGGUAACCGACAAAUUAAAGGUUUAUGACGUGUACGAUUCUCGUCUGAACGAUGGGAUGGCAAAUUUGGAGGAAGGCAUCCUGAAGCAUUGGAGUUGGGGGCGAAUUGUUUUGGCUGGAGAUGCUUGUCAUAAAUUUACGCCUAACGCGGGACGCGGCCUUAACAAUGGGAUCCAGGAUGUGGUGGCUUUGUGCAACGGACUUCAUCAGAUACUGGAAACGAGGUCUGAGACCGAUUUGCCGGAUGUAGUCACUCUGGGUAAGAUGUUCGCAGACUACCAGCAGACCCGAUCAGCUCCGGUGAAGUCCGACGGGAACCAGUCCCUUUACGUUUCCUGCAUGCAAGCCUGGGCAAAUUGGUUUUCUUACUUUAUGAGUCGAUAUGUUAUGUCGUACGAUUGGGUGUUAACCUCGAUGGUGAACUCGCUUGCCGCCAACAGGAUUCGGAAAGCGUUGGUAUUGAAUUAUAUUCAUGUUGACGAACCGUUCUUGGCAUCAGUUGAGUGGGAACAUCCAUUGCGAGAGAAUGCAAUUGACUAG